GUUCAGCCUGUUUUCUGGUACAAUUUUUUUUUAACGUGUAUAAGGAAGCUAUGGUUUGAAAGACAAGUUCACUAAGCAGUUUUACGACAGCAUUGUAGCUGUCUGGGUUUUCCCAUGUUCACACAACCUUCAAGGGGAACAACUGUGAACUCCACUCUGAAACAAAGUGUUUAUUCUUGGCUGUACCACUGCCUGACCAUGAGGUAUCUUAACUUUAGCGUUAAUCAGACUUCUGAGUCUGAUUUUCUCAUAACCAAUGGUACUGUGGGCUACAAACAGGUAGGCGCUGCUGUAUUUCUAAGCAUGUGCUGCUUGGUUGGAUUGCCCAGCAACAUUGCAGUUAUCAUCACCAUCGCUCGUCAAUGGAACAGACGUAUGAGUUUCACUUUGAAGCUAAUGCUAAACCUGGCUAUAUCUGAUUCUUUGGUUCUCACUCUGGCUCCUUUUGGAGUUUCUGGUUUGCUGUAUGGAUGGACUUUUGGCCUUUGGUCAUGCAAGAUUCUGAUGUAUCUAGUCUACUGUGCUAUGUAUGCUAGUGUGUUGACUGUGACUUUGAUGGCUGCACAUCACUACCACACAAUUAAGUCAAAAGUUGCUGAUCUCAGUGCACUGGAAAGACUGCAGAAGGUGCGUAGACACUUACUGUUAAUUGGGCUCUGGAGUUUAGCCACAGUUUUUGCCUUGCCCAUUCUUUUCAUUCAAAAUGUUCAGUUCAAGAGGGGAUCUUCAAGGUGCCAGAGGACCAUAACAUCACACUCUGGAAAGGUUACAGUUCUUGUGUUAGAGGUCCUGUUUGGAUAUGUCCUCCCUUUCACCAUUAUAGCAGCAUCUUACUGCUGGAUCUGCAAGACACAACUACAAGGAGGGAAAAAUAUUAGGGAAAGGAGGCAGAGAAUGAGAAGGCUUGUAAUCAGUAUUGUCACAGCCUUCUUUCUUUUCUGGACACCUGUACAUGUCAUCAACAUGAUUGACAUUGCUACUACUCUAACUAAGGCAUCAUCUCCAGCUGUCUAUACUCAGCUGAAAUUGAUUCGCAGAGCAACCGGAGAUUUGAGCAAAACUGUCUGUGUACUUAACUGCUGUGUGAACCCUUUUCUGUAUGCAAUUGCAUCAGGGAUCUUCAGGAAAAAGAGGCAUCACCAAGAAACAGAAAACAACACAGACAUUACUGUAACAAAUUGAGUAUAAAUAAGUAUAAAUGUUUUUCAUAAUAAUCUUGAAAUACUGUUGGAAGAUAUUGUGCUGUUACAUUCUGUUUGGAUUUAAUGCAUAGACCUUUAAAGUUACAGUUACAUAACAGGCUUAUUGUUUAUAAUCUACUGUAUGUUCUUAUCUGUUAUCCUGUUAGGGUUAUCCAUCAUGUUACUGAGACUGUAUUUUCACCUUGCAAAAUAUUGGAUGUGUAUUACCACAUGAUGAAUAAAUGUAAUAAUAUCAUUAGUGUAGUAUUUCUUUAUUCUUCUUAAACUGCUGUGUUGUAUUUUAUUGCUUUGUGAAGCACACUGAAAGCUGUUAUAUUGCAUUUGGUGACUCCUGUUUGCCUGAUAUUGUGUAUAUGUAGUGGAUUGUAUUACUUUUAGACUGAGACUCAUUUGUGAUUCUAUAUCUAGGUUUGUGUUCAUAUUAAAUGGUGUUUAUGCUAUUUUAUUUUAUG
This is a messenger RNA of Ictalurus furcatus (blue catfish), 1654 nucleotides long. RefSeq names its product leukotriene B4 receptor 1-like. The transcript has a single exon. Gene Ontology annotation, biological process: immune response; G protein-coupled receptor signaling pathway. Gene Ontology annotation, molecular function: G protein-coupled receptor activity. NCBI's taxonomy places the organism in Eukaryota, Metazoa, Chordata, Actinopteri, Siluriformes, Ictaluridae. Gene Ontology annotation, cellular component: membrane. Bases 115 to 1182 code for a protein of 355 amino acids. The record is from RefSeq and is a predicted model, not a curated record.